AGGAGAGGGUGAGGGGUCAGAGACAGAAACGGAGUCUCGGAGACACGAUUGUUUUUGCAGCAGCAUCCCGGGACAAUGUGACCCUGUUCGCUGUCACCUUCAUUUAGUGGGAACGACCCCUGUUCUGUCGCCAAAUUACCGUGCGGCGGUGAGAGCCGGCUGCGGCUACGCUAGGUGGGACGCCGUGCACGGUCUAUAGUGGGCCAAAAAUUUCCAGGGGAGUUCUCCCGACUGCCUCGCCUGCCGAACAAACCAUCAUUCCGGCUGCGGUUACGGCAAAGGGAGCCAUGCGACAGUGGUGUCUUCCGGCUGUGGCCCCACGUACAGAACCGCUCCUGACGGGCCGAUUGUCCCCACAGCUGUCAGAUGCCAGGAUGGAGUGUUGCGAGGUGGAGCCGCGGUACACCAUUGAGCAGAUCGACCUGCUGCAGCGCCUGCGUCUCUCCGGGCUGACCAAGCCACAGAUCGUGCAGGCCCUGGAGUCCCUGGAGAGGCUGGACUCCAGCCACAGGCCGUCCUACUGCGAGGCCCACCCGGCACCCCACAACGCCCCCUCCGCCGCCGCCGCCCCAUCUUCCUCCUCCUCCUCCUCCCUCACCUCCGCCACCACACAGACCCCCAACCUGGAAACCUCCCCGUCGCCUAGCAACAGCUACGAGGCCUCCCCCCCGCCGCUGUACCCGACCAGCGGGGGUCAGAGGUCGUUUAACUACGACCUGGGAGAGGAGGAAUGGGAUGUUGAGGAGAAGGUGGAGGAGUACAUGAGGAGGGACAGCAACCUGGUGAAGGAGGAAAUCAAGGCUUUCCUUAACAACAGGAGGAUCUCUCAGGCCAUCGUAGGACAGGUGACAGGCAUCAGCCAAAGCUACAUCUCCCAGUGGCUGUUGCAGCAGGGCCUAGAAAUGAGUGACCCCAAGCGGAGGGCCUUCUACCGCUGGUACCUGCUGGAGCGCAACAACCCAGGGUUCCGAUGGAACGAAAACCAGCACACACAGGUCCCCAGGACAAGGACGGAAAACCCCUGGAACAGACAGAGAGAGCUGCUGAUGCAACUGCUCCCGUGGUACUCUGCUCAUCAAACACAGCCAGGCGCAACACUGUCAAUGCGCUCCCUGGUAAAGGAGGAGCCUGAUUGGAGGUCCAGCGGCAGUCCCGGGGGGAAUGGGGUGGGGGGCGGGCCCCUGCGGCUGCGCAGGGGGAGCCGUUUCACCUGGAGGAAGGAGUGCCAGUCCAUCAUGGAGAGUUUCUUCAUAGAGAACCAGUAUCCUGACGAAGCAAGGAGAGAGGAGAUCGCCAAUGCGUGUAACUCUGUGAUCCAAAAACCAGGAUGCAAGUUGUCAGAGUUUGAGAGAGUCACAGCUCUCAAGGUGUACAACUGGUUCGCCAAUCGCCGGAAGGAGAUGAAGAGGCGGGCCAACAUUGAGGCUGCUAUUCUAGAGAGCCAUGGAAUCGAAGUGCCAAGCCCUAGCUGCCACUCAAAUGGCGAAGAAGUCGAGGCACCAGAGUUUGUUGAGCAAGAAGAAAUAUCCACAAGGAAAGACACGGAGCAAGAUCCUGGCUCAUUGGGCAUUGAGGUAGCAGCCCUCCCGAGUCCAGGUCCUCAGCUUCUGGCUCAGAAACCAGAAGAAUCAAAAAGAGAGGCAGCUGACGAGGAGUGACCCACGGGCAAGAACUUUGGGCAAGCAAGGAUGUAGAUUUUGCUGGUGACUCAAAGCUCCUGCCCUGAGGGCUUCAGAGGGUGAGGUCAAAGCCAGGGGGGAGUGGUGCAAGGGAUUCCUCUGGUGCCCCCAAGUGGUAGGGAGGCCACAGUAUGUAUCUACAGUAAUUACGCUAAUAUUAAUGGCAAUAUUAAUCUCUUUAUAGUGCAUUCCAAGACAAGUCUUACGAAAGAAAUCCCAGGAGGAGGAGGGAAGCAGGGUGUUUAAAGUGAGAGUGUGUGGUAGAGGAAGCCCCACUUCCUGCGGCUGAAGCAUUUAUUUCAACCCUUUUUCGCUUUCAUUCUAACAGCUUGGUGAAUCUCACAGCUACUAGAAAUAAAAUGGCUGCGGCCUGUAUGGCUAUAUCAACUGAAACUGGGGGAUGGGGCCUGCAGGACAGGGAGAUGAGUGUGGUGCAGUGCUUUAUUUUGUUUGGUAUGGUGUUCAAGCUGGCCAGAGGGUGGGUUGACUGUUAUGGGAACCCUGAUGUGUUCUCACAGUGGCUCUGUGUAGAUCUGGAAAGAAUCAUGAAUAAUCAUUAAAUGUAAGCAUACAUCUCAGCAUCUUUUUUUGAAUCAAGAACGAGAAAUAACCCAUAACCCCAUGAUCACUUAAGUGCUUUAACGGUUGGCUGAAAUCACUGCUGUAGCUAAUUUAGAGGACAUUUUAACAGAACAAUUAUACUGUCAAAACGUUAAUCUCUGUGAGAAGAGUAUUAUGUCGGCAAGCCAAGCUAGUCGGUCGUAACAGGUAUUUUUAGUGCUUUUUCCUCAGUGAUCAGAAAGCAAUAGUAGUAGACUGUCUAGACGAUGGUAUUCUUAGCUGCGCUUUCAGUAUAGUUUACCCUACUAAUAAAGCCGCAAGGUAAUCUAACCCGGGAUGAACUGAAACACGGGAUGGUUCUGGCUCUGGAGGUGUUCCAAGCAUCUGGUUUGAAAACCGAUUUUGAUAAGCUAAGAUAAUGCUAUAUGACUGCAAAGCUGCACUUCUGCAAGACACAUGGCUGACUUUAAAACAUUAUGCAUCAAGCUGCUUUCAGGUUAGUCGACCACCUUGGAAAAUAUAAUAGAAUAAUUUUUAUUUCAAGAUCCCUACACAGCCAAAGCCAAGCCAAGGUAGAUUCACACUGACACUAAAUGUGUUCAGGAGAACUGCUUAUGGGCACAACUACUUAAUGAUAUACAGUUUAUUAAAUAAAACUGUAAAAAAAGAAGGGACAGCAUAUAAUGUUGUAUAUUAAAAGUGUAGUACAGGCCCAGUUCAUCUCAGUACAGGCUACAGUGCUGUAUAUCGAUGUGGGCAAGGCCCUUUUCUGUCUGCUUUUAUCUGAAAACUAAUAAAACAAAUA
Messenger RNA from Megalops cyprinoides (Indo-Pacific tarpon), 3045 nucleotides. RefSeq lists its product as uncharacterized. Bases 288 to 1658 code for a protein of 456 amino acids. Lineage: Eukaryota; Metazoa; Chordata; Actinopteri; Elopiformes; Megalopidae. Gene Ontology annotation, biological process: positive regulation of DNA-templated transcription. Gene Ontology annotation, cellular component: nucleus. Gene Ontology annotation, molecular function: double-stranded telomeric DNA binding. The transcript is spliced from 11 exons. The record is from RefSeq and is a predicted model, not a curated record.